Molecule: messenger RNA, 6393 nt
Organism: Conger conger (European conger)
Lineage: Eukaryota; Metazoa; Chordata; Actinopteri; Anguilliformes; Congridae
Gene: mbnl2
Product: muscleblind-like splicing regulator 2
Exons: 10
Coding region: 867-2012 (381 amino acids)
Molecular function (GO): metal ion binding
Source: RefSeq, a predicted model, not a curated record
UCUUCGCUGAAAGAGAAAUCCCUGUCUAGUCAUGGGCCCUGAGCACACGGUGCCGAGCCGGGAAUGACAACAAUUCACAUGCUCAUUAUCUCGGGAUAGCACCUAAUCGGGAGGAGCGAGACCGCCACAGCAGAUGCUUCCUAUGCGGCAGUGCAGAGAGGCUGCAAAGAGCUCGAGGACUCAAGCAACUGAGAUCUUUGACAGAAAGUGCCUUGACCGACAACAUCCCUACUUGAAGCUGCUCACUGGUCCACACAUGUAUGUCUCUCUAAAUCUGGCCUCACCAGAGCUGUGACAGAAAAUACAAUACCUCAAUACCGCAACACUUGGCCCUCCAUUGCAUUCCCGCUCAACUCCCAAAACUCCCCGACUUCAAGUGGAAAGAUUUAGAGCAGGAGGAGGAGCCGCUGACGAAGCACAAAGAGCAGACCGGUUCUGAGACUUGAUAAAUACCAGCAACGGUCUGCAUGUCCUACUAGUCUUAAUAUUCCACUAAGGAGUGCCAUUGCCUUGAGAGUGCCGGAGACACUCUGAUGGUCUGUCUGUCCAGCAUACGGCCUGGCAUGUCCCUUUCCCCUGCUCGAGGUCUGCACCAGGGACAGAGUGAUUGAUGAGUGACCAGCCGCUGACAGAUAACUUGGUCUGUUCCCCAUGCUGCUGCCGUGUUGGCGUAUCAACCCGCCAUCUUGUCAGUUUCAGACCUUCUCAAACCGAUAACCUGAGCCAAAAGUCUUGAACAAUUUUUUUUUGUCCCAUUAGCUUCUCGCAGAGGCUUUCCAAGAAUAUUUUUUUGUAAACGAAGACCGAACCGCAGUCAAUAUCUUCUCCAAAAAAACCCCAAGGCUUCUCUUCCCCCUGUUUUUGAUAUGGCUUUAAACAUUGCUUCAAUACGGGACACAAAAUGGCUGACGCUGGAAGUGUGCCGGCAGUUUCAGAGAGGAACGUGUUCACGUAGUGAUGAGGAAUGCAAAUUUGCACACCCGCCGAAGAGCUGCCAGGUGGAAAAUGGAAGAGUUAUUGCCUGCUUCGACUCACUAAAGGGUCGGUGUACAAGAGAAAACUGCAAAUACCUUCACCCGCCAGCACACUUAAAAACCCAGCUGGAGAUAAACGGGCGCAACAAUCUCAUCCAGCAGAAGACGGCCGCCGCCAUGCUGGCCCAGCAGAUGCAGUUCAUGAUCCCGGGCACGACCAUGCAGCCCAUGCCCACGUUUCCUGUGUCCCAAGGCCUGGGGACGAACCAUGGAAUUAGCUACGCUCCUUAUCUCACCCCUAUGACCCACGGAAUGGGGCUGGUUCCCACAGAGAUGCUCCCCAGCACCCCGGUCAUCGUUCCCGGGAGCCCCCCUGUCACAGUGCAGGGCUCCUCCUCCACACAGAAGCUACUGCGAACCGAUAAGCUGGAGGUGUGUCGGGAGUUCCAGCGGGGAAACUGCGCUCGGGGAGAGACGGACUGCCGAUUCGCGCACCCCAGCGACAGCCCCAUGAUAGACACGAGCGACAACACGGUCACCGUCUGCAUGGACUACAUCAAGAGCCGCUGCUCCCGCGAGAAGUGCAAGUACUUCCACCCCCCUGCACACCUGCAGGCCAAAAUCAAAGCCGCGCAGCACCAGGCCAAUCAGACGGCCGUGGCUGCACAGGCGGCCGCCGCAGCCAUGACUCAGUCGACUGCCAAAGCAAUGAAGCGACCCCUCGAGGCAACUGUAGAUCUGGCUUUCCCCCACGGCGUCCUGCAGCCGCUACCAAAGAGACCAGCACUUGAAAAGAGCAACGGGGCCAGCACACUCUUCAACCCCAGUGUUUUGCACUACCAGCAGGCUCUGGCCAACGCACAGCUGCAGCAGCCUGCGUUCUUUCCCGCAGGGUCAGUCUUGUGCAUGACUCCUGCUACCAGCAUUGUACCCAUGAUGUACAGUGCUACGCCUGCUACUGUCUCUGCAGCAACAACUCCUGCCACAAGUGUCCCCUACGCAGCAACAGCACCAGCCAAUCAGAUCAUCCUGAAGUAACACACAGGAAAGGAACAGCGUGUCAAGAUGCUGCACUAAGGAGCCCAAAAGCACCCUUCUGUAAAUACUACCUUUCCUCCAUAGACCUACAGCAACCUGCAUGCUAAAAAACUAUAAGAAUUAAGGAUGACUCAUUAACUAUAACAUUGAGUGCUGGUGUAAAAUAUACAAAUGAUGUAUAUGUAUUGCUAGGAAAAUAAUGACAUGUAAAUGACACAAUCAAAAAAAAAAAGUAUGUACAUACACUAUGUUGACAAAACUUGGAGAUUUCAUUUUAAUGAUCGUUUUUGAGAUAUGCUCUAAGUAAUGUGGGUUCUUCUCUUUCCAUAUUUGUUUUUAAAACUGCACAAAAAAAUUCACCCUUGGAAAACACCAAAUUUGCACUGUCAGAAAAGGAAAAAGUGCUUAAUGUAAAGUGCUGGAUUGUUUUAAACGGGCAGUGCGUCACAGGAAAGCCCCUGGUGGUUUUGUCCCAGAAGUACAGGUGCUGCAUGAGGCUCUUUAAGCCAGGCCAGAGGGAGUGCCUGUUUUUGUUUUUGUUUUGUCUGCUGGUUUUGUAUUCCUUAAAAAGAAUGAAUGUCACAGCAGGUAGGCUGGGGUUUCUGACGGUGUCGACUUUACUGUGGGGCUCGCUGCUUCCGCUCCUGUCCCCACCGAACACACACACACACACAGCCAACACACACAUACACUCUCUCACACACACACACACAUACACACACACACAUACACCCAAUGCAUGCACGCGCACACACAUACACUCUCUCACACACACACACACACACAGCCAACACACACAUACACUCUCUCACACACACACACACAUACACACAUACACCCAAUGCAUGCACGCGCACACACAUACACUCUCUCACACACACACACAUACAGCCAACACGCAUACACACACACAUACACACACACACAGCCAACACACACAUACACCCAAUACAUGCAUGCACAUCCAACACACACACACACAUACAGCCAACACACACAUACACACCCAACACACACAGACACAUGCACACAUACACACUCCCAACACACACACACACACACACCCAACACAAACACAUACACACCCAACACGGAUACACACCCGCACACUCUUUCAUAACCUGGUGACGCCCAUGUUCCACACACGCUCUAUCCCGCCAAGUAGAAUCGGUCGCAACAAAAUGCAAGCACGUUUUCUAGACGGCGUGACAGCCAAAUCCAGCGCUUGGACGCAGGAAUCUCGAACUAGACCCCAGCUGAUUGACUAAUUUCGACUCCAGCGCUGACUAAUUCCGACUCCAGAAACACCACCUGAAAAAUCUUUGUUUUGUUUUUUCCCUCUUUCUCUUUGUUGUUUUCAUGAGGGCGGGGGGUGGAGGGGGGGGUUUUAUUUGGAAAACCGGCCAUCAGGGAGUAGCAACGCUGCCCCCAGUGUUGUGCCAAGGGCUUACGAAGGGGGCCGCCAGGCUAAUCACACACACAAAGCCACAUCCGUCUGCAGGCAGACUUUAACACGAGUGAGCGGGGAGCGAGCGGGGUCCCAGGGCUGUCUGGGGCGCGGUCGCAGUCGGGAGCAAAGCUCAAGGGGGACGACACGACACGGAACGACUUUACGGAGAGCUCGGGCUCAUCAAAGGUGCAUUAGACCAUCCUGGCCAGAUACGACCAGUCGCAUUUGUAAAGGAAAGCUAUGGGUGACCGCCAGUCGCGGCCACGCUCUUCUUCGAUAAUCCUGUUUUAUUUGAAACUGUAGAAGUGCCUAAAACGUUUUACAUUACAAGCAUCUCGUGAAGAUGACUCCAUGUCAGUGAGACACCAAUCCGCUUAUACCAACUUUCCUAACGGCUCUCCAUCGAGUUGGGGGGGAAAACUGCAAAGCAUACAGUAAAUGGCUUAGUCAGUUCAAGUUGUUAAGGGACACUCUUUGAUCUUCUGAAAUACUACCAACAAAGCCACACAACUCAAUUUUCAGCAGAAACUAAUCAAUACCACUUGGGCAGAAUGUUUGAUUCUUUCAUACUGUAAUGUUCGUUUUUACCAUGGGUUCUGAAGUAGUUUACAUUGGAAACGUGAUGACGAGUGAGAAUACAGGAAAUGUGUUGUGAUGCGUUUGUAACACGUUUGUCUAUUGUCUUCGUGUUGAAAUUCAUUGUCAUUGCAAUGUAUUCGAAACCAAUCAAACUUGUUUUGUACAAUGACCAUUAUAAUAUUUCAUUAUCGAGUAUCAAAAUAACAGUCUGCUGUUUUUAUGAUAUGACAUGGUCACACAUGUAACCACAUUGUGUAUGUCAGCCACCAUAUUAUUACCUAACAUGUUUUGUAAUUCUUUGAGAGUGCAUUUCAGUGCAGUUUAAGACUAAUAAUUACAUGCAGACUUUAAUUUCCCUUUUUUUGCGCAUGUGUUAAAAAUGUAAUCAGAAUCAUGAUAUAUUGUCAUGAUGCUUGAUUAACACAGACAAUCCACAAUGAGACUCCUUUAUGUCAGCAUGAACAAGGCACUGGUCUUACAAUUUGUAUUCUUUUUUUUUCAUUCAAUAUGAUUUUGUUUUCUUCACAAAAGUUACAGUUUUAAUGUAAUUUUUGAUGUGGAAAGUGAUUACAUAUAUUUUAUUGUCUUGAUUUUAUUUUAUUUUUUCCGUUAAAUAUUAGUAAUAGAAUGAUGUUGUAACCUAUUCUAUUUUAAAAUGAAUGUAAUUUAUUAAGCUGCUCUUUGUUCUGCUGGAGGCUCUUCAAAAAGGCCAGUCCUGUCAGAUCAGCCAAUGAGGAGCCAGUCUGAAAUGAGAGGCGGGGUCUGAGAGCUUACUGCACCAAUGGCAAGCUCUUUCAGAUCUUUCCGUCUUGUCAACUGUCACUAACACAGGACAAUGCAUUGCAGAAUGAGUAAGGCUUUAGAAUUGCUUGUAUAAUGUAAAAAUGUUUAUUGUAUAGGUAACAUUUUACCAAAAAAAAAAAAAAGAAAAGAAAAAUUUAAAAAGACAUGUACUUUUCACUGUAGUAUGGUAGUAUUUCAUAACAAUAUUAAGUUGUUGCUGUGGCAACCUAAAGUUGCAAUGACUAAAGUUCUGUAUUUUUGUAAAUGAUGUAAUUGUUAAGUUCAUUUUUUUCCUAGAACACUGUACCACACUAGAUUGUAAAACAGAUAUUGGAACAUUUCCUAUUUUAUGUCGAGAUUAUAUACAGUAAUAUUUUCAGUAACAUGUAAUCACCUCUGUAUCACAAUGUAUAUUUCUUUUUCAUUUAAGAAAUAAAAGGAAGAGCUCCAAAUCGCAUUUAAUAUAUUACCAGAAAUAUAAUACUCCAUUCCACCAAAAAAAAAAAAAAAAAUUUAAUGACAGCCAAGCAGUUAAAAUGGUCGGCUCUUCUCCUCAUAGUUAGUCAAGGAACACCCUGGCUUCCUAACAACCAGUGGAAACUAUUUGUUAAAGUAGUGCUUGAUGGUUUAUCAGCAGAAUUUAGGAUUGCACUUUGUUCCAGUACUUAUAUAAUUGUUCUAUUUCUAAGUAAUGCAUAUUGUGUAGGGUAUGGCAAAGUUAACAUCAACAUUUCAUUGUUAUUAUCCACUACUUGUUACCAUUAACAUAUUAAUCUUCAAUGAGCAUCUUGCAUGUUUUAUUUUGUAUUGUUUUUUUAAACAAACAGGAUGCUUGCUUAUUAAAAAAGAUUUUAAGAUAUAAUGAAUGUUUCUAGGAGUACAAAAAAAAAGUCUGCACAUGAAAGACAAAAUCCAAUGUGUCCUUUGCUGUGAUGUAGUGCACCCAGCUACAGGACUUAAGUUUAAUGCACAGUCAAAAGGUUUUGACAUUGAUUUGAUGGUAAAUGUAAGCACUUUCUGGGCUGUUGCUUAACUGGACAGACCCAGCUUAUCUGUAAACUUUGCCUUACCUUUAGUGUACUGUCUUUUUGAUUUUAUCUUCCUAAAAUAUAGGGUUGUUCCUGGUCUUCUGAAAUGACUUUCCAAUUGCAGUUAUUUAUACACAGAAUCGUUUAUGGUUUCACUCCAGACAUUUGCAUUGAGGCCAAAGUGGUGGAGUGGUGACAGGAACAGUCUAGUUUCCUUGUCUUUCCCAAUAAAAGCUGAAUGAAACUGUAGCCUAUAUGCCAUACACAAUAAUUCCAACAUUAGGCUGCAGCUGCUGUGCCACUUAAUUCUGUAUUUCAGUUGAUCAUCUACGUUGCGAAAAAAUAAUAUUAAUAAAUUAAUAUUAAAUAAAUAAGCCCUUACUGGAUUUUAUUUGUUUUUAUGUAACCAUUUUUAAAUGUUUUAUUUGUGCAUAUAUUAUGUGCUAUUUUAUGUUAUAUAGUCAAUUGUUUUUGUUCCUGCAAAACGGUGUAAAACCUAUUGAGACAAAACAAAUAAAAUAAUAAAUACAAGGAUUCUGAA